CAGGGCUGGCAGAACCGAGCAGGCGAUACUUUCUUCGAAAAGCGACGACGGCAAUCCAUAAAUGCGGACGAAAGAAGCCAGAAAAUUCUCUUCGACAUGAUGGGCAGGAUCGCAGAAGAAAUGAAUGCUUCUACUGGCGCUUUCAACAUCUCCAACGCCAUGCCUGCGGUUCUUGAUCUUUGUGUAGCGCCAGGAGGUUUUGUCAAGUAUGUCCUCGAGAUCAAUCCUUUUGCAAGUGUCGAUGCUUUCAGUCUUCUGGAGCAGCACGGUGGCCACGAGAUGAGGAUUCCUUCUGGACGUUCCGACCCUCGUGUGUCAGUUGCCUUCCAGGAUGUUACAUUGUUCGCCGACGAAUUUGGACUGCCAGACAUCUUCAAGGACCCCAAGAACGAGACAAAUCUUGCACUUCGCUGGCCAUACAUGACCGAAUGUUACAACAUGGUCAUCUGUGACGGACAGGUUCCACGCCAGAACCAGGUUGAAGACGACUAUUUAGAGCCUCUCCGUCUCACCUACUCUCAGCUGUUCUUAGGCCUGAAGAGGAUCGCAUCUGGAGGCACCAUGAUCGUGCUCCUGCACAGAAGCGGUCGCGUUCGUAUCUUCAGACUCCUAGGCAUGUUCUGUCGAUUCGCACAAGUC
This is a messenger RNA of Aureobasidium melanogenum CBS 110374, 639 nucleotides long. RefSeq lists its product as uncharacterized. Gene Ontology annotation, biological process: methylation. The transcript has a single exon. The annotation marks the transcript as partial. Gene Ontology annotation, molecular function: methyltransferase activity. NCBI's taxonomy places the organism in Eukaryota, Fungi, Ascomycota, Dothideomycetes, Dothideales, Saccotheciaceae. The record is from RefSeq and is a predicted model, not a curated record.